Messenger RNA from Closterium sp. NIES-65, 1002 nucleotides. Lineage: Eukaryota; Viridiplantae; Streptophyta; Zygnematophyceae; Desmidiales; Closteriaceae. The record is from the annotation of a GenBank genome assembly.
AUGCUGGCAUCUGGGGAGGGAGGUGACCCUCACCUCUCCAUUCCUCACCUCUCCAUUCCUCACCUCUCCAUUCCUCACCUCUCCAUUCCUCAUCUCUCCAUUCCUCACCUCUCCAUUCCUCACCUCUCCAUUCCUCACCUCUCCAUUCCUCACCUCUCCAUUCCUCACCUUUCCAUUCCUCACCUCUCCAUUCCUCACCUCUCUAUUCCUCACCUCUCCAUUCCUCACCUCUCUAUUCCUCACCUCUCCAUUCCUCACCUCUCCAUUCCUCACCUCUCCAUUCCUCACCUCUCCAUUCCUCACCUCUCUAUUCCUCACCUCUCUAUUCCUCACCUCUCUAUUCCUCACCUCUCUAUUCCUCACCUCUCUAUUCCUCACCUUCUCAUAGCAACAAGGGACGGGAAGAACCGGCGCCACCCGGAGGGUCGGUCCACCUGGCGCCACCCCUUCACCAUAUCAAAUCCGCGCCUGUAUGCCGCCCAAAACCGCUUCCUGAUGGCCGGAUGCAGCGUGGAGAGCGACAGUGUGGGCAGCCUCUUCAUGUACUGGCGGGGGCGGGGGGGGAGGCAAGGGAGGGUGCAGUUGUGGGCUCUGCUAGUGCUCCUUCACUUCUGUGUGGGCUCUGCUAGUGCUCCUUCACUUCUAUGGGUGCAGAUGGGUGCUGCUACUGCUAAUCCUGCUCCAUGGCCGGGUGCAGCGGGGAGAGGGACUGUGUGGGCAGCCUCUUCAUGUACUGGUGGGGGGGGAGAGGGAAGGAGGGGGGAAGGUGGGGGGGGAGAGUGGGUUGAGGAGGGGAAGGGAUGGUUAGUUGCCGGGUGCAGCGUGGAGGGUGUUCCUUCAGUUUUGGUAUCACCCAACUGCACCGAACUGCACCAGCCCUGCUGCACCGCCGGGUGCAGCGUGGAGAGCGACUGUGUGGGCAGCCUCUUCAUGCACUGGCGGGGGGGUGGGGAGGGGUGGAGAGGGGCGGGAGGGGUUCGAUGGGGGAGAAUGGGUGGUUAG